CAAGCACCGCUAGAUAAAAGGCCAGGAAAUUAGAAAUUUUACAUCAGUUUCUAACAAAAUGGUAGAUAAGGUAUUUUUGUCGGUUUUAAUCAGUGUACUGAUCUUUUGUUCCUUGCUACAUGAUGUGUCGCUUACACUUUCUAUUUCAAAUAAUUCUCAUAACGUCAUACAGUGCCCAGACCCCGUAACAUCGCUUAGGCCUCUAUACCAAAGUAACGUUUUUGAAGAAGGCAGCUUCUUGAAGCGAAAGAUACGCAGAUUUGUCUUUCCCGUGGCUGGACUUAACAAAUGUAAAAUAACAUGUUUGAAAAUCACAGAUCAGGAUAUUGAAGGCAAAGGAGGGAGUGCUCGUAUAGUUAGCGGAGGAUAUGGUACCUAUGAUGUUGAAAUUAUCCUAAGAUCAGAUCUUGGCGGGGACAUCAAUUACAGGAUCGAAGUUUGGUCAGACGAAUAGGUUAACCUCAAUACAUUGUGUGUGUGAUUACAGAAAUAUUUAAAUAGUGCGAAUUUGUUAUAAAUAUUCUAAUAAAUUUAAAAUAAUAAAAAAAAUUAUUUAUUUGAGGAAGACGAA
Messenger RNA from Acanthoscelides obtectus, 571 nucleotides. The record is from the annotation of a GenBank genome assembly. Lineage: Eukaryota; Metazoa; Arthropoda; Insecta; Coleoptera; Chrysomelidae.